Haemorhous mexicanus (house finch) is the source of this 639-nucleotide messenger RNA. RefSeq names its product olfactory receptor 14J1-like. The record is from RefSeq and is a predicted model, not a curated record. Lineage: Eukaryota; Metazoa; Chordata; Aves; Passeriformes; Fringillidae. Gene Ontology annotation, molecular function: olfactory receptor activity. The annotation marks the transcript as partial. The transcript is spliced from 3 exons. Gene Ontology annotation, biological process: G protein-coupled receptor signaling pathway. Gene Ontology annotation, cellular component: membrane.
CUGCACCACGGGACCCUCCUGGGCGGCAGAGCUUGUGCCCACAUGGCAGCAGCUGCCUGGGCCAGUGCCUUUCUCAUUGCUCUCAUGCACACAGCCAAUACAUUUUCCCUGCCCCUGUGCCAUGGCAAUGCCCUGGGCCAGUUCUUCUGUGAAAUCCCACAGAUCAUCAAGCUCUCCUGCUCAAAAUCCCACCUAAGGAGUCUACUGCCUCUUGCUUUUAAUGUCUUUUUAUCAUUUGGCUGUUUUGUGUUCAUUGUUUUCUCCUAUGUGCAGAUCUUCAGGGCUGUGCUGAGGAUCCCCUCUGAGCAGGGACGGCACAAAGCCUUUUCCACCUGCCUCCCUCACCUGGCCGUGGUCUCCCUGUUCCUCAGCACUGUUAUGUUUGCCUAUCUGAAACCCCCCUCCAUGUCCUCCCCAUCCCUGGAUCUGUCACUGUCAGUUCUGUACUCAGUGGUGCCUCCACACAUCCACACUCAUAUCCAGCUUGGUGUCAUCUGCAAAUUUGUGAAUGGUGGACUGGAUCUCCUCAGCCAGAUCAUCAGUGAAGAUGUUAAACAGGACUGGGCCCAACACAGAUCCCUGGGGGACAGCACAACUCAGGAGAACACUUGUCCUGAGGACAACCAGUCCCAAUAUUGA